Messenger RNA from Westerdykella ornata, 1500 nucleotides. RefSeq lists its product as uncharacterized. Lineage: Eukaryota; Fungi; Ascomycota; Dothideomycetes; Pleosporales; Sporormiaceae. Bases 1 to 1500 code for a protein of 499 amino acids. The transcript is spliced from 7 exons. The record is from RefSeq and is a predicted model, not a curated record.
AUGCUUUGCUUUAAACGUCUUUGCUUCAUCGCUCUUCUCCGCCUAGGGGCCGUUGCUAGUGAAUCACUAGACAAUCCCACCGGUUGGGGUCUGUUCGCUUCCGAUGCUCGCGACCGGUUUGGAGAUACAAUUGGAGGCAUCGGCAGUGCAAUAGCCCUCGAGGGCAAAUCGUGGAAGAGGAAGAAGGACAAGGGAGAAGCUUAUGAAGGCAUUCUCUACGGUCUACCAGACCGGGGCUGGAACACUCAGGGCACUCAAAAUACGCAAUCCCGCAUACACAAGUUCAGGAUAAGCCUUGAAAUUGUCGAGUCGUCUCUGGCAAAUCCAGCCAAGGCCAACGUCCAACUGAAAUGUCUAGAUACAAUCCUCCUCACUGGCCCUGAUGGAACCCCAAUGACUGGACUGGAUGCGGACGUGACAGGGUACUUUUCCUACAAAGGGUUUCCAGAUCUGCCCGUCGCCACCUUCACCGGAGAUGGGUUCGGCAACGAUGGACCUGGUGGCAGCCGAAUCUCGCUUGAUGCUGAAGGUCUCGUGCUGGGCAAGGAUGGCACGUUCUGGAUCAGUGACGAAUAUGGACCAUAUAUAUAUCAGUUUGAUCGUCGUGGUAAAAUGAUCAAGGCUAUCAAACCCCCCGAUGCCUUGCUACCUCUCAGGAAUAGUUCCGUCAGCUUCAAUGCCGCGUCUCCGCCCAUAUACAACCCGGGUAUCAAAACGGUCCCGGAGGCGCCCGAAACGGGCCGCGCCAACAAUCAAGGCCUGGAAGCCCUCACCAGUAGCCCAGGCGGCGAGUUCCUCUAUGCUUUGCUCCAGAGUGCUGCCAUGCAGGACGGCGGCGACAAGUCUUCCACCCGUCGCAAUACCCGUUUGCUCAGGUACCGGACCUCAGCCAAAAAGAUCGAAUACGAUGCCGAGUAUGUCGUGCAACUCCCGCUUACGCCUAGCGGCAAGGUUGCGGGGCAGUCAGAGAUCCAUUUCAUAAGCCAAUCCCAACUCCUCGUCCUUGCCAGAGAUAGUGGUGCAGGUCAUGGUCAAAAGGAAUCGGAGUCGAAGUACCGCAAUGCCGACAUCAUCGAUAUUUCAGGCGCCACGAACAUCAAGGGCAAGGAAUAUGACUCGUUUGACGGUGCCGUUGCCAGUCGGAAUGGCGAGCUGAAGCCUGAGAUCAAACCAGAUUGUACUGCCCGUGGAUCUCCCCAGGACGCCGGAUUGCUCAACGAGAAAUGGGAAAGUUUUGCGCUAGCUCCUGUGGCUGAGGAGUUCCAAACGAAAGGAGAGGGGAGACAGUAUUACCUAAUUUCCUUCUCGGACAAUGAUUUCAUCACACAGAACGGUCUGUCCAUCUCCUCCUUCUGGCGCUGCGCUCUCGCUAACAAGACUGGUGCAGGCUACAUCAACAAUGGACAGCAGCGAUAUUCUGACGAGUCGGGUUUCAAUUCGGACACGCAAGUGUUGGUUUUCAAAGUCCGUCUGCCUCGCGACGCGGAUCCCCUGUUAUAA